Molecule: messenger RNA, 1782 nt
Organism: Trametes versicolor FP-101664 SS1
Lineage: Eukaryota; Fungi; Basidiomycota; Agaricomycetes; Polyporales; Polyporaceae
Product: cytochrome P450
Exons: 14
Coding region: 1-1665 (554 amino acids)
Molecular function (GO): oxidoreductase activity, acting on paired donors, with incorporation or reduction of molecular oxygen; iron ion binding; heme binding
Source: RefSeq, a predicted model, not a curated record
AUGGCGUUCUCUCCCACCUUUUUCCACAACUUCUCUGUGACGUCUCCGGACGUUCUCGCUGUGAUCUUCGCAGUCUCAGCGUACGCUGUCUGGCGGGCCUACAGCUUCGUGAGCUUCGUAUACAGGACGCCGCUACGGAUUCUCCCCGGCCCUCCUGUGGCCAGCCUCGUAUACGGCAAUCUGAAAGAGAUCCAAGAGGUGGAAGGGUCUUCCCUGCCCGACCAAUGGUUCACCAAGUACGGAAAGAACUUCGUCGACCAUGAGUUCUUCCUGACGCCGCGUCUAUGGACGCUCGACACCCGGGCUAUCAAUCACAUCCUCACUCACUCUGUCGAUUACGCCCGAGCGGAGGAGAACCUUAGACAGAGCGUCCAGUUCUUCGGGAAAGGCUUGCUCGUUGUGCAAGGGGAGCAACACAGGCAACAGAGGAGAAUCCUCAACCCAGCGUUCGGGCCUGCGCAGGUUCGCGACCUCACCGAAAUUUUCGUACAGAAGGCUACCCAGCUCCGCGAUGUUUGGGCGGAAGCGGCAUCGAAGGCUGGGGGCCUGGCUAGAGUGAACGUGAACCGGGACUUGAGUAAGGCUACUCUGGACAUCAUUGGGAUGGCUGGAUUCAAUUACGACUUCCACACACUGGACGGUGGUGAGAAGCCCAACGAGCUCUACGCUGCCUUCCGCCAGCUCUUCGCGAACCUCCGGCCCGUCUCCCUAUUCGGCUACCUAUCGGCUUGGUUCCCCUUCCUCAAGAUGCUGCCAAAUGAGCGCUUGAAGGCGCUCAACGGUGCUGCGGCUUCAAUCCGCCGUAUCGGAGGAAAGAUUGUUGCCGACCAGAAAGCUUCGGUCUUGCAAGCCGCGGCGGAGAAGCACCACGAUAUCGAACGCAAAGACUUGCAGAAGCGGGAUCUCUUGACGCUUCUCAUCAAGGCGAACAUGGCUACCGACAUCCCCGGGGACCAGAAAAUGACGGACGCCGACGUCAUGGGCCAAAUCCCAACCUUCCUCCUGGCUGGGCAUGAGACAACCAGCACCGCCACAACGUGGGCUCUUUACGCUUUCUGCAAGUACCCGAAGGUGCAACAGAAGCUUCGUGAGGAGCUUCUGUCUGUCGAUACGGACGCCCCGACUAUGGAAGAGCUCAAUGCCCUCCCCUACCUUGAUCAUGUGGUGCACGAGCUCCUCCGCGUGUUCCCGCCCGUAACCCUGCUCGUCCGCGAGGCAAAGAAGGACGACGUGAUCCCCCUGGACGAGCCUUUCAUCGACAAGUACGGCAAGGUGCACCACGAAAUCCCUAUCGGGAAGGGGAACAAGGUUGUUAUACCUAUCCUCGCAGCGCAUCGGUCUAAGGCGAUUUGGGGAGAAGAUGUCCUAGAGUUCAAGCCCGAGCGGUGGGACCAGCCUCCCGAGUCCAUCUCUGCGAUGCCCGGCGUGUGGGGCCAUCUCCUCACCUUCAUUGGCGGUCCCCGCGCAUGUAUCGGAUAUCGUUUCUCUCUCGUCGAGACGAAGGCUCUCCUCUUUGCUCUUGUUCGUGCAUUUGAGUUCGAGUUCGCGGUGCCGGUGGAGGAUAUUUGCACCAAGACUGCUCCGCUGCAGAGGCCUUCUUUGCGCUCUGCGCCCAAGGAGGGCUUCCAGUUGCCUCUGCUGGUCAAGCCGUACAAGGCAGCGUGAUUGACGAGCAGUGGUCACACGUGGGCAUCGGACACAGGUGUCGGUCGCGUAUAGAUCCGUUAUAUCUCAUAUGUCGUGUAUCUCCACCUCCACUCACUCGCUUUCCCCUCAUCGAUG